GUACUAAUUUAAGAUUGUAGUUGUAGAUAUAUAAAUAUAUUAAAAUGCAUUCCCAGUUCCGGAUAAGUAACAGUAGUGACAGGGUGAAUCUGGAGAUAGGAGUUCCGCACAUACAGAAACUAUCCGCAGACAGACACUCAGAGGAUAUUAGGAUAUACUGCGAGUUGACCGUAGAAGCUCAGCGACUGCUGAGUCUCGAGGAAGAGAAACUGAGUAAUACAACAGAGACGAUGCUGGUUGAACCCCAUUAUUUUAAUAUAUCUUGCUCAAACCUUACAGAUCAAUUUAUUGCACAGGAGAAGAAGGAAAAAGUAAAACAUGAGAUUACUCAGAAUAAAAUGGCGAAACCAACCGCCGAACCCACCCCGCCGAUGUCCAAGGUGGAGAGACGGAAAAGUCUUGACAAGAAGGGGAUUAGGGAGAAUACCUUCUCCAGAGGAAUGGAGGAAAAGAGAAAAAGGCUGGAGAAUACCGCCAAAAAACCGCCGGAUGUACCGGACAGAGUACCGCCGAUUAAAUUGCCACAGCUUCCGACCACGCCAAUACCCGUGUCGGAGUUACCACCAGACUCUGUAAGAUCGCCGCCUAAAAAGUUGCCAGCGAUGAUGCCGGCGUUUUCCAGCCUUACACCCAUUCCCUUAAAGGAUCUGAACCCGAUACCAAAAACCUCUGCUCUUCCAGCAACAACCUCAAGCUCCGACUCUAUCUCUAUCCAGGUUCCUAUGAUGGGCCCUGACGGAACCCAGAUCAUGCAAACUAUCAAUGUGCCAAAGAGCGUGCUCGCGAGUGCCUCUGACCGUCCGGUGCUCCUCACCGUCACUCCUAAGAACGGGAUCAACAAGGGACAGAAACAGAUUGUUGUUCUCACAAAGAACGCAGGAGGUAUUGGGGCAGCAGUAAAGCCCCACACACAGUUGGGAGUUAAUAAUUCUGCAUCCGGGGUAAACUCUCCCGGUAAAGUUGUUUUAAGUCAACGACAAGGUAUGCCAUCUAGUGCUUCCAGUACAAACUCUCCCAGUAAACCGGUUACAGAUAUAAACAGUUUAUUGUCCCAGUUUAAACCGGUUCCAAGUAGUGAGCUGGUUCAACAAGGAUACCAGAACCUUCCUUCCUCCUCCACCACCUCAUCCCCCUCCUCAUCUACCCCUGGAGUACACAACCUUGUCUCUAGUAUCCUCCAGUCUACUCCGGUCAGAGCUGGUCAAUCAAACCUAGCAGUUCCUCAGCUUGCCAACCUCACACCUAUUCCCCAGUCGGCUGUGCGUCCUCAACAGAGAAUUAUCCAUCAAAUUGUUCGACCAGGCCAAGUUUUACCCAAUGGACAGCAAGUUAUCAUGCAAAACGGGAAACCAUGUCUGGUCUCGGCACCGGCCGCACUGCCGCAGGGAAAAAUAGUGCUAACCCAGAAGGGUCAAAUUAUACAAGGCGCACAGGCGCAGGCUCUGGCGGGUAAAAUCAUUAAUACCUCCCAGGGUCAGUUUAUUAUUGGGGCCAACGGUCAACUUUUAUCCACGCAGAAAUUAAUUCAAAAUCAUUUGACGAACCAGACGGUAAAAUAUGUAACUGUAUCUCAACCAAUGAGAACGGUUGUAUCUGGAUCCGGUGUAGUCACCUACACAUCCGGAGCCGGUUUUGUUAAUGCUGUAGCUUCAAGUCCUCCUGUUAGUACAUCCACUGUAGUAUCAAGUACACCACAAAGAGUAUCCAUAGUCCUUCCACAAACCCCUGUUUCCGGCGCCAGCUCUCAAAGAGGCGCCACUCUGCAAUUAGGCGCAAGUUCUCAAGUAGUAUAUACCCAGCCUGUAGGCGCUAGUCCACAGCAAGGUAGUAACCCUAGAUUGGUAUCCUGCUCCCCCGUAGGCGCUAGUCCGCAGGCAGGGGCUCCAGGACCAUCAAGUCAGAGUAAUAAUCCAGCUUUCAACAGAAUGAUAUUGAACGCUUUGAGUAAUCGAGGACUGCUGAGUCAACAGAACGGAAAGUUUGUUUAUGUUGGGGAUAAAACUGGUUCUCCUGGAGCAAAACCGGUUAUUUCAGGAAGUUCUCCGGCUCAGUCGUCCGUAUCUAUUCCUCUGAGUUCUCUAGGCCAAGUUCAGCAACAAGGGAAGAGUAUGGUUCAAGUGAUAGUCUCCGCUCCGAACCUGGACAGUUUCACGGCGUCUCCAACCCUCCUCAAGAUGGCGUCCUCGCUCAUGGAGAACCCAACCAUAGCGGAGUUGAUCAACACUCCUUGUGAAACCGGGGGUGGAGAUAAUUCUUCCGGGUUGAACGGAGAUAUAAACCUGUACGGAGUGAAAAGUUUGAAACCUGCUGGAAGUGAUAUUAAAUCUAAAGUGUUUUAUUAUCGGGACCCCCGGCUACCAGACUCAUGGUAUGUUGGAAUAGAAUCUAAUAGUUCGGGACAUACUGUGAGUUACUACACCGCCAGCGGGGAAAAACUAAGAUCUUUGUCGGAAGUUGCGCAUUUUCUCAAACACAAGUUGAUGAUUUUACCAAGCUGUCGAGGGAUCAUGCCACCCUGUCCUAUACAGGAGAUUCCUAUGCUAGCAGAGCUUAGUCCUCAGAAUAGACUACUUGUCCCUAAUCUCGUCCUGCCCAUGGUAAAUGCAAGUAGUCCUGUAAUUCGACAAAUAGAUUCAGAGAUAAUUACCACUCAUGGGGUUAAACGACCAGCACCAAUUCCAGUUGGCCAAGAAGAGAAGAAAUCAAAAAUAGUUUUCUUUUAAAUAAAACUUUCCAUUCUUAGAAAAGCUUUAACACAAAAUUGGGAGAAAUAUUUGACCACUUUCAUUUAUUUCACAACACAAGGAAAUACAUAUAUUCUUCGAAAUAUAAACACUGUUGUGUAAAGUGUACACAAUUUUAUAGUUGUACUAGCAUAUAUGUAAAUCACUGCUUGUUAAACCAUGCUAUGCAUCGAUGCGUAAAACUGGUAAAUUAAAAAUUUGUACGCAUAUUCCAGAA
Messenger RNA from Eurytemora carolleeae, 2961 nucleotides. Its product is annotated as endochitinase A-like. The coding region runs from base 45 to 2723 and encodes 892 amino acids. Lineage: Eukaryota; Metazoa; Arthropoda; Copepoda; Calanoida; Temoridae. The record is from RefSeq and is a predicted model, not a curated record. Gene Ontology annotation, molecular function: DNA binding. The transcript has 6 exons.